AUGCAGGAGGGAGGAGGGGGGGAGGUGAUCUUCCCUAUAGAGGCUGACCAAAUUCCCCCACUCCCUCCCCUCUCCAUCUCCCCCCAAAGACCCUCCCCCUCUCCCUCCCCUGUCCUCCUCUCCCCUUCCUCUUCCUCCUCUCACUUCCACGACGCUCUCACUCGCUCUUACUCUCCCAUUCCUAAACUUUCCCCAGUGCAUUCUCAUUUCAGUAAGAUUUCCAGCCCAAAGCAGAUUUCCAGCCCAAUUGACACUUCUAGCCCAAAUCAUCCCACUCCACUCAGAUUUCCAGCCCAAUUGACGCUUCUAGCCCAAAUCAUCCCAGCUCCACUCAGAUUUCCAGCCCAAUUGACGCUUCUAGCCCAAAUAAUUCCAGCUCCACUCAGAUUUCCAGCCCAAUUCACGCUUCUAGCCCAAUGGUUACCUUCCAGCCUAACACUUAACAUUUCCAGCCCAAUUGACAGUAUUAGUAGCCCAACACCUGAAAUUUCCAGCCCAAAUGAUCCUUUUAGUAGCCCAAUCUUGAUCUUGAGGGACGCGGGAGAGGGAGGGAGUGUACAGAACGCGCACACACACGCACACGCACACGCAAAUGAGAAAACAUACACGCGCGUGGAAUUUUUGAGCGUGUGUACGGAUUUGACAGUCAAGAAGGAAGAGGAAGAGGAAGAGGAAGAGGAAGAGGAGGAAGAAGAGGAAGAGGAGAGUUUGAUAUUGGAGUUAGAUUGCUCUCGCGCCGCCUCGCUCACUAGAACCUGCAGAUGGUCGGGAUAUAGAAAGCUGCCUGACGGGUGUGAGCUGACGGUCGGGGAGCUGAGAGACAUGGCGAGCCGGCAGCAGCAGCAGAUCGAGACCCAGCAGCAGCUCCUGGUGGCGCGGGAGCAGCGGCUUAAGUACCUGAAGCAGCAGGAGUCCCGCGCCGCUGCCGUGGCCGCCGAGGCUGAGAGGCUGAGGCGGCUGAAGGAGAGAGUGGAGCUGCAGGAGGCCAAGUUGAGACGUCUGCGGGCACUGAGAGGACAGGUGGAAGCGACCAGACUGAACACAGCCUCCCUCACCACGGAUCUGGACGCGAUGAGACAGCUGUUCAGUGAGAAGGAGAAGGAGCUAGUGGUGGCGGUGACGAAGGUGGAGGAGAUGACGAGGCAGCUGGAGGAGUUAAGACAAGGGCGUUCUCCACUUAACCCCAGCGAUCACCACCACAAUGAACUGGAUAAGCUACGGAGGGAGUUAUUAUAUCGGAACAGCGUGAACCGGGAGGCGUCAGCGCGGGUGGCGGCGCAGCGGGAGACACUGGCGGCAAGGAGGGACGAGAUCUCCAGGAUAGACAAGAGAGUGUCAGAGCUGCAGCAGAGACUACACCGGAAGCGACUCUUGAACCAACAGCUGGCCUCGCAGAUCACCGCAGCCACGCAGGCUAAGCAGGCGCAGCUGAAGGCGGUGCAGCAGAAGGCACUGAGGGAAGGCAUACACUCCUCUUCUUCCGUCGACGAUGCCCAGACCCCCGGCCAUCUCAAGAUACCACGUGGGGAGGACCUGGCAGAAUUCAGUCCCAAUAAGAGCGAUCCGAAAUACCAAACGCUUCCCUACAACACCAAAUUCUCAGUCACCCAGAAGACUAGAGAUCCCGAUUCCUGCCCCCCCACCCCCACCACGCCCACCCCCACCCACCCUGACCCACCAUUACCCCCCUCCACGACACCUGCGCCCCCCACCACCACCACCACUACUCCAGGAGGUGGGCUAAUGACCAGAACUGUGCAUUCAAUUCCCACGCAUCCGCCGCCGAGAAGUCUUGCGCAUGCCCCGCCCUCGCAGGUUAUGCCGCCCCCUUCUACUUCGACCCCCGCCCCCCCGAAACCACCGCCCAACCCAGCUAUGACCCCCAGGGUAUUUGGUCCCGGCACGCAACACUUCACGCAACGCACUCAACCUCUGGGCGGCGCCACGCUCACGCAAACCCAGAAACUGAGUCCAGGUGUAACUUCCCAAAGCCGUGCCCUUCUCAUCUCCUCCCAGGACACGGAGAGAGGGGGCGAGGGAGGGGAGGAGGGGGGUGGGGGUGAAGGAGGGGGUCGCAGCAAGCCCUCCCUCCCACCCAAACCCCCCGUUCCUUCCAAGCCCCUGCCACCCCCGCGCCAGAAAGGGGACCAGUUAGGGGGGAGCGCUGACUCCCUCACCACCCCAGGCCCGCCCCCCUCCCGCCCCUCCACCCUACAGACCCGUCCCCCACACGCCUACAGAUACGCCAGCCAAAACGUCAUCAUGUCUACCUACACCCAAGCAGGAGGUGGUGGAGGCGGAAGUGGAGGAGGAGGAGGAGGAGGAAGUGGAGGAGACACACCAGGAACCCCAGAAGAUGACUGCACCACCACAACCACCACGAAAUCCACCACAAACAACAACACGGACGUAGAGAAAAUUCACGUCUCAAUAAACCGACGGAUCGAAAUGCCUCCCGAUUUCAUGUUUCCUGAAGGCGAGACUCCACCUUCAGAUUUACUAGGAAGACGAGUGGAGGAUAUGGAAGAUAACGACACCAGUGGGGAGAACAAAAACACCAAACGCCAAGUCACCACCACCACCACUACAAACCUUUCCAACAUCAACAACCUCAACAACAACACCACCACCACCACCACCACAAACAACAACAGUGGCGGUGGUGGCGUGUUGCGUCGCCUGAAGAAGGGAAACCUCAAGACAAAAAACAGCUCUAAGGUUCCAAGGAGGGUGAGCUUUGAUCCCUUGGCGCUCCUCCUUGACGCGUCCUUAGAAGGGGAGCUGGAUUUGGUGAAGAGGACAGCCAUGGAGGUGUCGAACCCUUCUGCGGCGAAUGACGAGGGGAUUACGGCCCUCCACAAUGCCAUCUGUGCCGGGCAUCUUGAGAUUGUGACCUUCCUGGUGACCUUUGGGUGUGAUGUUAAUGCACAGGACUCAGAUGGAUGGACUCCUCUGCACUGUGCGGCGUCCUGCAACAACGUGGCCAUGGUGCGGUUCCUGGUGGAGCACGGCGCCUGCAUCCUGGCCACCACACUGUCUGACCACGAGACGCCUGCGGAGAAGUGUGAACAGGAUGAGGAGGGAUAUGAUGGGUGUUCUCAGUACCUCUACAGUGUGCAGGAGAAGCUGGGCAUCAUGAACGGUGGUGUGGUGUAUGCGGUGUAUGACUACGAGGGCCAGGCCACCGAUGAGCUGACCUUCGACUGUGGUGAUGCGCUGACGGUGCUGCGACGCGGUGAUGAGUAUGAGAGGGAGUGGUGGUGGGCGCAGCAUGGCAAUCUCCAGGGAUAUGUGCCACGCAACCUGCUCGGGUUAUAUCCUCGAGUUAAGAAUCCUUUGAAGGACUCCUGAGAAAACAGCAACAACUACUACUACUACUACUGCGACUACUACAACUACUACUACUACUACUACUACUACAACCUGCCCAGUCUUCUCUCCUCUCUGUGACUGAACUGAGAAGAGAGAAAGAGAGAGAAAGAGAAGAUAUAUUAGAAGAGAAAGAGAGAGAGGAGAGAAAGAAGAGAAAUUAAAGAAAGGGUGGUGAUGAUACACACACACACACACAGACACUUUUAAUCAACACCACUAAAUUAAAAUAAGACCAAAAUUAAUCUCACUUCUUUCUUAGCAUCAUCACCAGUCAACACCAUUAUUAUUUUUCACUGGUAGAGUGAGUGAGAGUAUUUAAAGCUAGUUCUAAACACCAGUCAACACCAUUAUUCAUUUCAAUUGAGAGAGAGCAGUAAAUUCAUUCUCAACACCAUUCGGUCACACAAACGAAAGAAAAUGUAAGCUCGUAUUUUCAACACCACUUUCACAUCACUCUCUCCUCAAAGCCAGAGUGAGAAAAUACCAAGUAAUUCUCUCAACACCACUUCCUCACCACCAAAGAGAAACAAAGCAAAAUGUCAACACCAUCACUAUUAUAAGAGCAGAACAUAAUAACAACACCACCACCACCACUUCCUGUUAUGAGUAAUGGUGAAGAUGCAAAAUGACAACACCAAAAUUUUCAUAGCAACACCAGAAUCCUUAAUGCAGAUUCUUUCAACACCACACACACAUCACUAGAGAGAGAGAGAGAGAGAGAGAGAGAGAGAGAGACCCCAACCCUACUACAUAACAUCACCACUCAACACCACAAUUUUAAUGGAUGAAAUAAAUAAAUGAAGCAAAACAGAGAAAUAGGUAAUUUUCAAAACAACACCAAUUUGAAGAAAAAACAAGAAAAACAAAAUUGUACCCUUUAAAUCAUCACCAAUCAACACCACCACCACUACUCCUUAACUAGAAAGGAAAAACUAAUAAAUUAAAACCUAUUCAAGACAACAAUAAUCACAACACCAAAACAACAACAAACCAACCAAAAUUAACCUACACCAAUGUCAUCACCACUCAACACCACCCAGUUAAGAAAAAAAAAAUUAUAAUUUAUUGAUAUGAAGACCAUUAUAAACACCACCAUUAAAACUAACCCAAACCAUGUCAUCACCAGUCAACACCACACCAGCCAGUAAAGAAAAGAAGAAAAACAAAGUAAAAUCUAAAGACAAUUAUGAAUAACACCACAAAAAUUAACUCAACACCACGUCAUCACCACAAGUCACUACUCAAUACUGAAGAAAGAGGAAAAACAAAUUAUAAUCCAUUAAAAUAGAGACAAUUAUAAAACACAACACCACAAAAACUAACUCAACACCACGUCAUCACCACUCAACACCACACCAACCAGUGAAGAAAAAAAAAGCAAAAUAGAGAGAAAUAGACAAUUAUGAACACCACAAAACUAAACCCAGCACCACUCAACACCACCCAACACCACAUCACCACCACCCAACACCACACCAACCAGUGAAAAAUGCAAAAUCUACUGAAAUAGACAAACGAACACAACACCACAAGUCAUCGCCACCCAACACCACCACACCAGCCAGUCCAGUGCCUUAACCCAAACAUAUCCAAGUGUAAAUAGAAAGAAAACCAGAGAGAGAGAGAGAGAGAGAGCAGAUAUAUAUGAAACAGAUGUGUAUAUA
This is a messenger RNA of Portunus trituberculatus (swimming crab), 5036 nucleotides long. RefSeq names its product apoptosis-stimulating of p53 protein 1-like. The transcript has 15 exons. Gene Ontology annotation, molecular function: p53 binding. Gene Ontology annotation, cellular component: nucleus. NCBI's taxonomy places the organism in Eukaryota, Metazoa, Arthropoda, Malacostraca, Decapoda, Portunidae. Gene Ontology annotation, biological process: regulation of apoptotic process. The record is from RefSeq and is a predicted model, not a curated record. The coding region runs from base 1 to 3351 and encodes 1116 amino acids.